GCCAUAAAUUUGUUGAGACGUCAACUCCAUUUACAAGGAAUAGGCAUUAACAGAGAAGGUCUACUUCUUCCACGCGUACUCAUAAACAUUUCUGUUGUGGGAAUAAAGUUUUCUAUCAACUAUUGAGGCCUCAUGAUCCUCUAAUCCAAGGAUUAACUAUUUGCACCACCAGACUUGCCUCAGCCCAAUCAAACCUCAAUAUUUUGAGGUGAUACUGUGGCUGGCUCACAACAGACGACUGAAGACUGGCCUCAUGAAAGCUUGGACGGAGAUAACCUCUAACACUCCUCAUAAGUGCUCCAAAUAGAGGGAUCGACAUUAUAAAGCCCACACAUACUGCCUCUCACAUUAUUGUCACCCAACACAGUGUGUUAUGGAGCAGGCUAUGAACCCUUGGGAUGUGUUUGUGAUUGUGACUUUGCUUCUUAUAAGUGUUCCAGCGCAUUGGAUCAAUGCUCAAAGUCAUGGUUCCAUGGCACAUGGGUUCCAAAAGAUCAUUCGAGACAGAGACUCUUGUAUUCACCUCACUCAAACAUCGGCGGUGGACAAGACGAUGGCAAUUCCACCAGAUUGGGAGGUCCCAACAUACCAUCCACCUUUUACGACCACGUCCAGACCGCAUUGGGACAAACCAGACUUUUCCACUACUACUACUACUACGCCUUCUUCAUCAUCUGAUAAUUCGACGUUAACGGAAAAGCCCAGUACUUGCUCCUACUCUUCUGAAUGUGGGGAUAUGAUUUGCAACAACGCCAAGAUUGAGGCCAUUCCAACUGAGGAAAUUCCGGCUAAUCUGUCCAUGUUCCAGGUGUCCCAAACCCAAUUACAUGUUCUUGACUAUGGCGUGUUCCAAGGGAAGAGCAUUGAAGCAAUUAUCAUUCAGGAUAACCCUCUGGAUCAGAUCACCGAGGGAGCUUUUGACGGAGUGGGAGGACUCAGAUUUCUCAUGAUUAAGGGCAAUGACCUCAAGGUGGUUGAAUACCAAUGGGCCAACUUCUUCAUCCCGUUCCGCGGGUUAGAUGAUUUGGAAGCGCUUGUCUUGGACCAUAAUCUGCUCGAUCUGGCGGGGGUUGGAAUAGAAAUGAGUGACUACAGUAAGAUCCUGCCCUCAGUGUUGUAUUUAAGUUUACGAAGCAACCCACUGAGACGGAUCGAAAGGAACUUUUUCACACCCUUGUUCGACAGCCCUUUGCGUUCCUUGGACCUUCAAAGUGGAUCCCUCGAAACAAUUCAUUCAGAGGCCUUCAAGCCAUUAAUACAACUUCGUGAGAUCAACCUGUAUAACAACUAUAAGUUGUUCCAAGCGUCUGGGGUCAAUUCAACGUUUCCCCAUUUCACUCUGAGCCCAUUGAAGCAUCUAAAUACGGUCAACUUUGGAGCCAACCUUUUGACAUCUGUACCUUGGAAUCAUUUGAGGGUUGUCAAUGGCACUCUGCUUCAUCUCAUUUUGACGGGGAACGUGUUUAUUGAACUUGGCAUGAACAACUUGGAACACGGAGCUGAGGAUACAUUUCCCCAUUUGCCCCAGUUGAAGACUCUCGUUUUGGACGCUUGCCGAAUUCAAGUCAUUCAGCAAUCGGUCUUUGAGAACCUGCCCAAAUUGAGGACAUUAUCAUUGAAACAGAAUCCUCUUUUUACCAUUCCAACAGCAGCGGUGAUUCCAAGUCUUCGAGCUUUAUAUUUUGAAGGUUUCGAAGAAAUGUUCCGAGACGGGGAUAAGUUCUACUUCGAGGGACCGUCAUUUCAGAGCAAAGGAUUCCAGUCAAAUUUAGAAACGUUAAGCAUCACACACUCUGAAAUGGAACUGAUCACACCCGAGAGUUUCCAUGGUUUGGAGAAGUUAUCCAAAUUGGUCUUGGAUUUUUCGACCUUUGAAGGGAUUGCCAACGGUGCUUUCUCGUCGUUGAAAAGGCUGGAAAAGUUGUCGUUAUACUCUGCCUUGGGCUUGAACGAGGUCCCAGUCACCCUAUUAACAGGACCCAAGAAGUUAACAGUCCUCGACCUGACCUUCAUACCCAUUUCAUCUGGCAAUUACCAUGCAGCCGUGGCCGAAAAGGCCGCCCGUCAAUGCAUCGAUGAUUACCCAUUGGACACCGUGCAUGUUCUAAAUCUUACCGGAUCCUUGAUCAACCUAGCCGAUCCCAUGGAAUAUCUGGCUUUGGAAUCGAUGCCUCAACUCAGAGUCUUGAACAUUAGCCAAAACCGAAUUAUUUCUUGGAAGUCACCCGCGUUUCAAUCCAACCCGCACAUGUAAAUACUCCAAGUAACCGAGAAUCACGACAUCAUCAAUCUGACCAAAGGCAUGCUGGAUGACAUUGCUCCACUGAAGGAAAUCGAUUUCCGCAACAGCUUCUUCGAGUGCAACGAGAAUAUACCGCGGUUCCUUCAGAUGAGCGAACGACCCAAUUCCACGCUCCUGAUCCACGGAUUCAGCCUAGGAUACGGCUACUUCUGUCGUCGUCCUAACGGGACCAAAGUGUCGUUCCGAGAUUACGCUGAGCAAGGCUUCGAUCUGGAUGAUGGCAUUCAAGCUGGGGAGAACGAAAAUUACACUGCACUGAUAUCUUCUCUGCUAGCUUCCAUUGCCGCUAUGACUGUCUUGAUGGUUCUGGCCAAUACGGCCUAUAAGAACCGGUGGUAUUUUGAAUACCAAUGGGCCAAGAGGAACGUUCAGCGUCAGAGGCAGAAGGGCGACUCGGAUUCGUUCCAGUAUCACACAUUCAUCUCUUACAACAAUGAGGACAAGGACUUGGUUCACAACUUCGUUCUACCGGCCUUGGAGAAUGAGGUGCCGAAUGUUCGGGUUUGCAUUCACGAGAGGGAUUUCGUCGUGGGUAAGAGUAUCAUCGAGAACAUCGUGUCGAGCCUCGAAUCCAGUCGGACCUGCAUCAUCGUGCUCUCCAAAGACUAUGCCAAGAGUGAGUGGUGCCGUUUUGAGGCUCAGAUGGCCUUGAGAAUGUUCCAAGAGGAUGAGCGCACCUCCAAGAUGAUUGUGGUCAUUGUUAGGAAUCGUAUUCCGGGACCUCACCUGAAUAAGACUCUCAAGACUAUCAUCAAAUUGAGAACUUAUCUGGAGUGGAACGAUCCAGAGGAGGGCUCGUCCCCUUCGAAGAGGACUUUGAACACAUUCUUUAAAAGACUGAGGUUUUCUUUAGAUUGCUUAAAUCCUCACGAGGAGAGCAUCUCGAUCAACGAUACAGAUCUGUUGUCUUUCUUUUAAUUAAGUAUUCAAAUCGCACAAGUGGAGUACGGCGUAUUUUUCAUAUUAGAAUGACAUACUAAGACUUAUUGGUAGGAUAGGAUCGGCAUUUUACGAUCGUGUUAAUUCGUCACAAGGGAUUCUAUAAAAGCAUGAGAAUCCAUUCAUCUGUUCAUACGGAAAUAAAUUUCAGUAUAGUCCCCUGACGCUGCACGAAAUAUGUUUUACGUUCUGCACUCCAGAGGGCGCUUUGUCAUUCAGCCUCUACCAAAUAAAGGGCCGAUUGGGCCAAUUCCUUGUUAUUGAA
Molecule: messenger RNA, 3506 nt
Organism: Tigriopus californicus
Lineage: Eukaryota; Metazoa; Arthropoda; Copepoda; Harpacticoida; Harpacticidae
Product: toll-like receptor 2
Exons: 2
Biological process (GO): toll-like receptor signaling pathway; immune response
Cellular component (GO): membrane
Molecular function (GO): transmembrane signaling receptor activity; protein binding
Source: RefSeq, a predicted model, not a curated record